Messenger RNA from Dendronephthya gigantea, 1056 nucleotides. RefSeq lists its product as uncharacterized. Lineage: Eukaryota; Metazoa; Cnidaria; Anthozoa; Malacalcyonacea; Nephtheidae. The coding region runs from base 332 to 886 and encodes 184 amino acids. The record is from RefSeq and is a predicted model, not a curated record. The transcript is spliced from 2 exons.
AUCCGUGAGAAAAGUAAUCCGUGAGAAAUUAUGUUACACGUUUGUUGACAAGAGACAAGAAACAAGCGACAAGAAACCCUCCCCCAAGAAUUCUCGAGUAAGAUUUUUCUUCAGCAAGAUGACAAAGGACUUUAGUAUGAACUUGCUCCUACGGAUGUAGCCACUCGUGUGGUCAUCCAAAAUGAUGACGCAAACCCACAACAAUGUGUUCAACUUUAUUCGAAUCACUACCCUUAGCCAAUAAAACAUUUCACAAAACCACUCCAAUGCUCGUGGAAAGUGACAAAUAAAGACCAAUGAAGUUCCAGUAUCAAAUCAAGUAAUUUUGUCGAUGAUGCGAUCAACUCAUUAUCAGGUGUUGUUGUUUUUAUGUGUCGGAGAGAGUCUAGCUUUCACUGAAAAGUGCAGCCUCCCAUUGGACGUCUAUAGUUCAGGUCCCAAGGAAUCUGUGGUGCUUUCACUAUAUCACUGUUUUAGACCAGCAUACAGUGAAACAAAAAAAUUCGUCGAUGAAUGUAAGAGUCAACCAUCGAGUAAAAUGGUUCUUAAACGAUAUCAGGUGGUGGACAUGAAAGAUACUGUGAACGGUUACGCCGUAACAGCCAAAUUUUACGGGGACCAGGUUUGCGUCGCUUACCGAAAGAAGCAAGAUAUACACGACAGCAGAGGUCAUAUAACACCAGAAUAUUGCACCACCAAAUGUCAGAUUAAAGACGAGGCAUCAGCGAUCUAUAAAACUGAGUUGGUUUGUAAUGGAACUGCAGGCUGUACAGGGGGUUACAAACGCUUGAAAUUUAUCGUUAGCGAUUCAAGCAGUGAAACUACGAUGAUUUCGUUAACAGUCUUGACAAUUUGCACAUUGCUAUCCGCGGCUUUUGCUUCAUGAAAACAGAUUUUAAGACUAUCAAGUUUUAUUCACCUCAUUGUAUCGUAUAUUUUUUUGUUCCGUGGUACGCUAUAUAUUUACUGUAUUAUCCAUGGAAAUGAUGAAAUGCCAUUUACUUCUCUCACGCCAGACAAUUUAGCUGACCAAUAUGCAUGCUGCAUUUUCUAACA